AUGACUCAAAACUCGGGACGGGCGGACGCUACCCAUGAAAUUUCUUCCAACUCGGAGAGCGAGGAGUCGCUCGAUCCUGAUUCAGGAAGGUCUCCUGCGUUCUUGACGCCUGAGGAAUCUCCUGCUACAUCGGAGUACCAAACUCCUUCCAGCACCCGCCCGCCGUCAGCUCGCGUCCAGGGGUGGGAGGAGCAGGAGAGGACAGGGAGUGUAACAGAGACCUGCACGGCUCCGACUUUCUCGAAGACAUCAGGGAAACUUGUCAACCAUCUCACGAUCAACAUCAAGUGCGAUGAAGGUGACAUCAUCUACUACACGACAGACGGCAGCAAGCCCAGCUCGUCGAAUGACAACGCCACUCUGUACAGAAACUCUCAGGGCUGUGUGAUCAAGAAGGAAAUGGCCGUGUCGGGGAAGAUCACAGUGAGAGCGAAGGCUUGCAACAGGAUGAAGAGGUCCUCAGAGGUGGUGGAGGCUGUCUUCCAAGUGCUCGAGCCCACCAUGCUUGUUCAAGCUGCUGCUCAAGCCUCAGAACAGGCGAAGACUCUAUUGAGCAAAGCAAGGAGGAUGGCCUUUAUCAACGACAGAGACUAUCAGGCAGUUUGCGCCAUCGCCCUCCAGAUGGCCUACCGCCAACACCUGGCGCGGGUCUACUUCGAGCAGCGGAAGCGAGCGAUCAUUCAGAUCCAAAGUUUCAUGCGGCAGUUCAUCUCCAUCUGGGUAGUCCGUGAGAUGUACGAGAAGCGCUUCCGAAGGGAGGCGGAUAAGAACGUCGGAUGCCUCGUGGUGAAGCUUCGGCUCAAGGGCGAAACCGUCGCAUCUCUCAGCGAGUCCAAGAAGAGGAUCAUCUUCGAGAGCGCUGCCGAUGCUGUCAAAAUGCCGCGAGGGAGCUGGAUAGUGUGGAAGGUGGAGGAGUGCCUGUCUUCCAAGUACCUCAAACCACACUUCGAAGAGGACAAGCAGGCAAGGAUCAAGGAGAGUAUCGCGUGCGGGCAGCUGGAGAGGCUGAUGGAAAGCAAGGGGCUCAGCUGCAAGACCUCGUACAGGGAAAGAGAUCCCAACAAGAAGGUGAAGCAGAACACGCAGAACGGGUGGAAGAGGGUCGCCUCCAAGACUGGCGAAUACUUCUUCUGGAACAAGUACUCGGGCGAACGGACAUGGCGCGUGCCUGACGAGCUCGCGGGCGUCGAUCUGGAAGAGGUUCCGAUCGCCGAGAAGAAGUAUGAGGUGCUGGAAGUGACGGUGAAUCCCGAGAAGAACAUGAGCGUCGAGAGCCGCGUAGAUAGUCUGCUCCAGGUCAUCGGUAAAGGCGAUAAUAUCCUCCGGCACAACGAAGACAGGCUGAGAGUCAACGGAGUCCAGCUGAAGCCCGUCAGCCAUGUCAGCAGAGAGAAGGAGUCAAACCCUGCGGCCUCUGCCUCCUCCUGCUCCCCCAAGCUGCGGGAUGCGAGCUCCUGGCAGUCCUCUACGCACACCUGCGAUGGACGCUCAUUCUGCUGGCGAGUGAGGAGGAAGGAGUUGAGGAGGAAAGGAGGGCAAGGGGAAGGAGUGGAGGAGAAGAGCAGGUGA
This is a messenger RNA of Guillardia theta CCMP2712, 1569 nucleotides long. RefSeq lists its product as hypothetical. Lineage: Eukaryota; Cryptophyceae; Pyrenomonadales; Geminigeraceae. The coding region runs from base 1 to 1569 and encodes 522 amino acids. The transcript has 10 exons. The record is from RefSeq and is a predicted model, not a curated record. Gene Ontology annotation, molecular function: protein binding.